This is a messenger RNA of Rhodofomes roseus, 1623 nucleotides long. RefSeq lists its product as uncharacterized. Gene Ontology annotation, cellular component: Golgi apparatus. The transcript is spliced from 6 exons. NCBI's taxonomy places the organism in Eukaryota, Fungi, Basidiomycota, Agaricomycetes, Polyporales, Fomitopsidaceae. The coding region runs from base 1 to 1623 and encodes 540 amino acids. The record is from RefSeq and is a predicted model, not a curated record.
AUGACUCAGGACGAGAUCAAACGCCUCACGGGCAAGCUUACGAGACAAGAAGAGCGGAUCGACGAGCUCAGAGACAUCCACCGACUGGAGUCCAAGUCUCAAUCGGACCAGAUCGAUAAGCUUAAAGCCCAGAUCGACGAAGCAGAAGCUCUCCUGAAGGCAACCCAAUCUUCCACAACGCGUGCUGAGGAAGAGUCGGCGAAGCGCAAAGCCGAGAUUGAACGCUUGCAAACAGAUAUGGACCGUAUGAAGGGCGCUGUCAAAGACGAGGAGGAGAAGCGCGUGAAGGCCGUGGGUCUCUUGAAGACAGUGCGGCAGAAGCUCGUGAAAGCAGAGAAGGACCGGGACGAUGCGUUGAAGGAGAUCCUGGGCGUCAGAGAUCAGGGCAAAGGAGAGUUGGAGAAAGAGCGCGCAGAGAAGGCAGAGUUGAAGCGCGAAGUUGAGCGGGCAAAUGCAGAACGGGAGACGGCUCUCAGCGGUCUCAAGGCUCACUUCGACAAAGAGGUAGCUACUCUGAAGGAGAGGCACGAGAGGGAGCUGGCCGCGAUGAAGAGUCAGUUCGAGCUUGAGGCCAUCACGACGAAGACAUCGUUGGCGAAGGACAUCGAGAACCGGGACUCCCGGAUCGUGAAUCUUCAGAGUCUGGUUCGCUCAUUGGAAGGGGAGAAGGACGAGUUCUUCGACCAGCUGCAACUGCGGCAGGCAGAGUUGGAGUCGUCGCGAUCUCGUCUAGAGUCGCUUGAGGGCCAGACGACCGAAUUCCAGUACCAGCUCCGCGAAGCCACCGAUCGCGUCGCUCUCCUAACGGAAGAACUCUCGGAUGCUCGUCGAGAGCAGGAGACGAAAGCUCUCAACAUUGGUCCCUCCGCCGAGGAAGUAUCUCGGUUACUCUCCGCUGCUGAGUCCAAGUACGAAGCACGCAUCAGCGAUCUGCGCAACAGGCUGAGCACCGUUGAGCGGGAGCGGGAAGAAGGCGAGGCGCUGUGGAGUCGGAAAUUGGCGGAUAAGUCUCGAGAACUGGAUUCUCUGAGGGAGAUACUCAACUCGUCAGCGAAGAGCCGAGAGCAGGAAUCCGAGAAUGUGGGAACUCUUCAAGAAGAAAUCGAUAGGCUGAGGGAGGAUGUCCGAGUGCAUCAGCUACGUAUAUCUGAUAUGCGUGCGCAAGCCGACAGGGCUGCGGAAUCUGAGGUACGUUUGAGUUCACAGAUUUCGGACCUCAAUGCGAGAAUCAUUGCUCUACAGCAACUCGUUGAGGAAGGCAAAGCAAGAGAAGCCCAAUUGCGCGCGAACAACAAGACCUUGCGUGACGAGCUCCGCAAAGUCCAAUCGUCUGCAGCGCUCCUCGAACGGCAGCGAAACCCGGGUGUGGGUUACUGGGCUUCGCGGCAAGAUGUUUCCGGCGAACGUUCACCGAGGUCGUCCAUGGAUGGUCGCGAUAGUCCAUCCAGACCUAGCUCGCCUGCUCUCUCACAAUCUGACGAGGAGCUCAACAUCGAAUACCUGCGAAACGUCAUCUUGCAGUUCCUGGAACACAAGGAAAUGAGGCCACAUCUUGUGCGCAUUUUGUCUACGAUUUUGAGGUUUACUCCGCAGGAAACGAGACGACUCGUGUCCAAAGUGUGA